CGGGUCCCGGUAUACGCGUCCGCGAGUGAAGGCCGCAGCCUUCGGCGCCUGCGCGCUGGGAGCGUCUGUGCCUGUCGCGCGCUGUGACGUCACGGGGCGCGACGCGACUGCGCUCGCUCGCAACAGAGGCUUCCGCACUCCGCAUGGGACUGACCCGAAAGUGAACGGAGGUUGUAACGUCAGGCGGAGGGCGACGGGGUCACGGGGUCACCGGCGUGGUCCGCGCGCCGAUCGGCUACGGAGCAGAGGCUAAAGCGGGGAGGGAGAGGCUCUGGUGCGCAUGCGCUCCCGGCCGCGCAGUUUCCGGUGUCGUGUAUGCAAGACCGGAAGUCCCCCCUCCGCCGGCGCGAUCGCGGCGACGCUUCCUAAAAGCGGCCGCUGAGGGAACCGGAGGACGGGUGGCUCGCUGCUGACGUCACUCCGUGUCAGCCGGGUGUCGCGGGGUCUCCGAAGCGGAGAAAAACGAGAUCGCGGCAGCCGCGGUUUCCGGGACCCGGAAGGGAGGAGAACGAGCUUCUGCGCGUGCGCGCCGGCCUUCGCUGUUUCCGCUCGCCGGUGUCAGGGGUGAGCGGGACCGGAAGCGCUUGCACCGAUCCAAUCUGUUGUUUUGCAGGACUGGUAACAGGAAGUUGCGCGCGUAGACCGGGCGGAAAGCUUCAGCGCCCGUCCUGAGGCCGGAAGCGGAAGUGCGUCACAGGCAGCCUGGCAGACAGCGACGGUCGCUGCGGGGACGGAGCGCGGCGGAAUCGGUGUGACCGUGGCGGCUGCGCGGUUCCGGGACGUGGGUGGAGCCUAGCGGCGGCGCCAUGUCGUCGGCGGCCACCAUCGUGCACGACACGUCGGAGGCGGUGGCGCUGUGCCCCGCCCUGGGGCUGUACCUGAAGCCGAUCACGAAGAUGACGAUCUCGGUGGCGCUGCCGCCGCUGCGCACGCCCGGGAAGUCGAUCUCGAACUGGGAGGUGAUGGAGCGGCUGAAGGCCAUGGUGGCGGCCGCCGCCCCGCACGCGCCGCUGAGCGCGCUGCGCAUCGCCAAGAGCACGCUGGACUUCGUGCGGUUCGAGGGCGAGGUGGAGAACCGCGCGGCCGUGCGCGCCGCGCUCGCCUGCCUGGACGGCCGCACCAUCAAGCUCAGCGGCUUCGCCGACGCCCUGCGCGUGCGCGCCGCCGAGUUCCGCGCCGACUUCCCGUCGCGCCACGACUGGGACGCCUUCUUCCGGGACGCGCGCGACAUGGACGAGGCGCUGCCCGGCGAGCGCCCCGACACCAUCCACCUGGAGGGGCUGCCCUGCCGCUGGUUCGCGCCCCGGGAGGGCGCCGCAGGGCCCGCCGCCGGGACUUCCGGGGCCGCUUCCGGUGCGGGGGGCGGGACUUCCGGUUCCGGUCCCGCCGCCGCCGGCUCUGCCGCUUCCGGGGCGGGCCCCGCCCUGUCGGGCCCCGGCGCCGCCCCCGCCUCUGAGCGGCCCAGCGAGGCCCUGCUGCGCCAGGCGUUCGGCGCGUUCGGCGAGAUCCGCCACGUGGACAUCCCGAUGCUCGACCCCUACCGCGGCGACAUGGCGGGGGGGCGGAGCUUCCACACCUUCAGCUUCGGCGGCCAUCUUAACUUCGAGGCCUACGUGCAGUACCGCGAGUACGCGGGCUUCGCGCGCGCCAUGGCCGCCCUGCGCGGAAUGAAGCUCAUGUUCAAGGGCGAGGACGGCAAGGCCGUGGCCUGCGGCAUCAAGGUGUCGUUCGACGCCACCAAGCACCUGAGCGACGCCUCGAUCCGCCGCCGGCAGCUGGAGCGGCAGAAGCUGCAGGAGCUGGAGCUGCAGCGCGAGGAGCAGAAGCGGCGCGAGAAGGAGGCGGAGGAGCGGCGGCGCGCGGAGGAGCGGAAGCAGCGUGAGGCGGAGGAGCAGGAGCGCGCGCGGCGCCGGGAGGAGAAGCUGCGGCGUCGGGAGCAGCGGCAGCGCGCGCGCGAGCAGAGGCGGAGCCGGCGGCGGGUGGAGCGGCUGCAGGCAGAGGAGCAGCGGCGGCUGCGGGAGCGCGUGCGCGCGGAGGAGCGGCGCCUGCUGCUGGCCCAGCGCAACCUGCAGUCCAUCCGCCUGGUGGCCGAGCUGCUGAGCCGCGCCGAGGCCGCCCGCCGCAGGGAGCGCGCGCAGAGCGAGGAGCGGCGUCGCCGUGCGCGGGAGGCGGAGCGCCGACGUCAGCAGGAGGCGGAGCUGCGGCGCGUGGAGGAGGAGAAGCGGCGCGCGCUGGGGCUGCAGCGGCGGGAGCGGGAGCUGCGGCAGCGCCUGGUGUCCCUGCUGCUCGCGCGACGCCCCGACCGCGCCCGCGCCGGCGACCUGCUGCGGCCGGUGCUGCUCGACGUGCUGCGGGGCGUGGCCCGGGCGCAGGCGGGGGGCGGGGACGCCGGGGGCGGCAAGACUGAGGCGGGAACCGGCGAUGCUGAAACCGGAAGUGAACAGGUUAAAGUCGGAAGCUGUGACUUUGAAGCCGGAAGUGGCGAGUCAGAGACAGGAAGUGGCAAAAGCAAACCCGGAAGUGGCCUGGUGAAGCCUGGGAGCGAACCUCUGGUGACAGGAAGUGAUGUCACCGAUAACGCAGGGGGCGUGGCGGGAGAGAAGGAUCCCAGUGCGCCAACCCAGGUCCUUGCUUGCAUCACUGACAACGCCCCCCCCAAAGCCACGCCCACCCCUCCUGGUGGGGGUGACGCCCGCCCGAGGUCAGAGCGGGACAAGUGCAACCGCGAGCCACGCCCGCAGCGGAAGCCUCGCGAGGAGGGCGGGACCGAGGAGGGGGAGGAGCCACCGCGGGCAGCGAGCCAGGAGCGCGAGCGACGCCGGGACAAGGACCGCGAGCACGGACGCGACCGGAAGCGCGCACGGCGUCACCGCGAGGACCGGGGUCGCUCGAGGUCGCGCUCCCCACGGCACCGCCCCGCCUGGAACCGGUGACUGCACCCGGGUUGUGUGAGGAAGGCGGCGGCAACACCCACCCCGAGCCCCGCCCACCUGGAGCCCCGCCCACGAACUUACCUGCACGCAUGGGCGGCCAUUUUGUGUUUUCAGGUGCAUCUGAUAAGUUAUGUUCCCCGGGGGGCGGGUCCAGUGUGACUGACAUGUGAGGGGCGUGGGUGGGGCCCUGGUGGGUAAUAAAUGCGGUGACUCUCACGCGA
Apodemus sylvaticus (European woodmouse) is the source of this 3154-nucleotide messenger RNA. RefSeq names its product A-kinase anchoring protein 17A (gene Akap17a). The transcript is spliced from 5 exons. Lineage: Eukaryota; Metazoa; Chordata; Mammalia; Rodentia; Muridae. Gene Ontology annotation, biological process: regulation of RNA splicing. Gene Ontology annotation, molecular function: RNA binding; protein kinase A binding. The record is from RefSeq and is a predicted model, not a curated record. Gene Ontology annotation, cellular component: cytosol; nuclear speck. Bases 807 to 2933 code for a protein of 708 amino acids.